AUGUUCUCUGUGAUUUCUGGCCAUUGUCUCUGGUGGAGCGGGCUUCAGAGGAGACUGAGGCUGAAUCAACUGGUGCCGACAGGACAGCACUUUCGGCAUGUGCACUUGAAGGUUGGAGACCGAGCUGAGCUCAGCAGAGCCUUCACACAACACGAUGUGGCUACCUUCUCAGCGAUAACAGGAGAUGUCAAUCCUUUGCAUUUAAGUGAAGAUUUUGCAAAACACACCAAGUUUGGAAAGACAGUUGUGCAUGGAGUUCUGAUAACUGGACUUAUUUCAGCUCUCCUGGGUACUAAAAUGCCAGGGCCAGGCUGUGUGUUUCUUUCCCAGGAAAUUAAGUUUCCAGCCCCUUUAUAUAUUGGAGAAGUGGUUUUAGCAUCUGCAGAAGUGAAAAGGUUGAAGCAAUUUGUUGCUGUUGUUGCAGUGUCCUGUUGUGUAAUAGAAAGUAAGAAGACAGUUAUGGAAGGCUGGGUUAAAGUUACGGUCCCAGAAGCUCCUAGAUCCUGAUGUACAAGUGUAAAGUUAUAAGUUGAAACACCUGUGCCCAUCAGGGGGAUGGACCGUGCUCUUCAUUAAGGAAUGCUGGUAUAUCUGGAAGCCAGCAGACAGCUUGUUCUAAUGUCUACUUUCUAGAUUGGCUUAUGCUUUACCCAGGCUUAAGUCUGUGCAAGAUUUUAUUAUCUGUGGAGAUUUGGGUUUUUUUCCAAUUAAAAAACAAUUGCGAGGGACUGGAGAGAUGGCUCAUCAGUUAUAAUCACUGGCUGCUCUUCUAGAGAAUCUGGGUCCAAUGCCUAGCACCCACAUGGGAGCUCACAACUGUUUGUAACUCUAUUCUUGGAAUCCAAUGCCAUCUCCUGGCCUCUGGAAACUACAUGCAGAUGGUACACAGACAUACAUACAGGCAAAACAACCGUACAAAUACUAAUACAUACAAAUAAUAAUAAAAGCAAAAAUCCUUGUAAAAAUUGAGAAAGCUAUUUAUCUGCAUGUUUUACUUUCAGAAUUUGAAACAUUUAUGUUUGUAUUUGAUAACAUUUGCCUAUAUUUGUUUUUAGGAAGUUUCUUACUGAAUUAAUACCACUGUGUAUUUAGUUACUAACUAUAAUGGUGGAAGUAGGGUCAUCUUUGAACGCCUACUCUUUACCGUUAAAUAUUCUUAGCCCUUUCUCAGUGGUUUGUGGGUUAGGUUUAUGAUUGUUUAUAUGCUUUCCCACUUGGGAGGCAGAGGCAGGCGGAGCUCAAGGCCAUCCAGAUGAGCAUAGCAAGUUCCAGGACAGCCAGGGCUACAUAGAGAGACCCUGUCUCAAAUUAAUAAAAAAAAAAAUGCCAACUAGUUCAACUUUCUGUGUGCUUGCCUUUUAGGUGGUUUUUGCUUUUACUGGAGAAGUGUUUCCUUGCAGCCUUGACUCAGUUAUGUAAACUCCUAAUACUGCAACAUUGUUGGGAAAUAAAAGAAACAGAAUUAAGCAGAGGGCCAGGUCUAGCCAAUAUCCUCUGACCUGGCUUCCCAUGAGUGAGGUUACUGGCUUUUCUGAAUUCGAAGUUGGCUAUUUUACAGUUGAGCAGGGUAACAAGCUGAAUUUUCAGGGAGUUAGCCAAUCUGUUAGAAUUUUAAAUCUGUAGAAAAGAAUCUGGGAUGCAAAGUCUAUUUUAAAGACUCUAAUUUCUCUCUCCCUCUCUUGAAAAUGUUGAUCUGCUUUAAAAAACAAAACAACAGAAAAAGCAACAACAAGACCAUUAUGAAUAUAUAUCCAAGGUAUAAAGCAGGGCUGGGCAUGGUGAUGCAUGCAUUUAACUUCAGGCAGAGCAGGCCGAUAUUUUGUAUUUGAGAACAUCCUGGUCUACAUGGCAAGCUUCAAGACUAUCUCAAAAAAAAAAAAGAGGUCAAGUGUAUGGUGGAUGAGGGAGGCCAAGUGUUUUUUGAAGGCUAAGUUUUUGUCUGUUUGAGGGUAUGGGCAGAAUGUACUGAAUGUGUUAAUAUUAAAUAGUCAUCCUAAACAGCCAA
Molecule: messenger RNA, 2005 nt
Organism: Meriones unguiculatus (Mongolian gerbil)
Lineage: Eukaryota; Metazoa; Chordata; Mammalia; Rodentia; Muridae
Gene: Htd2
Product: hydroxyacyl-thioester dehydratase type 2
Exons: 1
Coding region: 1-507 (168 amino acids)
Source: RefSeq, a predicted model, not a curated record